Molecule: messenger RNA, 1347 nt
Organism: Hyaloperonospora brassicae
Lineage: Eukaryota; Oomycota; Peronosporomycetes; Peronosporales; Peronosporaceae
Source: the annotation of a GenBank genome assembly
AUGCCGGUCAAGCUGCGCGUUGGGAUCAUUGGCGGGGGCGCGGCGGGCCUCAUCACGGCCAAGUGCCUGCGCGAAGGGGGGCACAAGGUCACUGUGUUUGAAAAGACGGGUCAUGUGGGAGGCCUGUGGAAGUACAGCGCGACGGCGUCGUCCGGGGUGUACAAGUCGCUGCGCACGAACCUACCGACUGCGAUCAUGCAGCUCAAGGACUUUCCGUUCCAAAAGGGGCUGCCGAGCUUCCCGUCCCAUGCCGACGUGCUCCAGUACCUCGAACGUUACUGCAAACACUACCGAGUCGACGAUGUCAUGCGUCUUCAGUCAACGGUAACGAGUCUUUCGAAAGCGGGACGCCAGUGGACAAUUGAUGUCACGUCGGAGAUGGAUGGGGACUACGAAGAAACGUUUGAUCGUGUAGUGAUUUGCAACGGCCACUUUGCCACGCCCGCGAUGGCGGUUAUCAAGGGCAUGGAGCAUUUCAAGGGCGUUGUAUCCCACUCGCGAUCAUACCGCACGCCCGAGUCGUACAAGGGCAAGCGUGUGGUGCUCAUCGGCCGAGGACCGUCGGGGGAGGACAUUUCGCUCGAGCUGGUUGAGAAUGGGGCUUCGGAGGUUAUCGUAGUGGACCCGGAGUAUGAUCCAUGUGCCAUCAUCGACAGCCAGGACCGGCGUCUGCGGAAACCUGUCAUUGAGCGCAUUGCCGAAGAUGGCUCGGUGAUGUUCACGGACGGGUCUUCGAUCGCCGCGCCCGAUGAGAUCAUGCACUGCACUGGAUAUUUGUACACGGCGAAGCAGCUGGUUCCAUCUGAACUCCUAUUCCCGGACGCCUUUGUCCAGUCUGCUGCUGUGGACAAGGAGCUUGCGCAUGAUCUGCUUGCGUGCACGACACGUGGAGAUGCCGUGGCACCCUUGUAUAAGCACGUGUUUGCCAUCGAGGACCCCAGUGCCGCCUUUGUUGGGCUUACAUUUCACAACCUACCAUUCCUCUGUUUCCAGCUGCAAGCUCGCUGGAUCGCGCGUGUGUUUGAUGGCUCGGUGGCUCUCCCUUCAAAGGAUGACAUGUACGAAGAUUUCUACGCCUAUCUGCGCACACUGGAAAAAGGUGCAAGGAAGCUUCACGAGCUAGAAGCUCGCCAAAGGGGGUAUUUCACUGAGAUGGCUGCUCUAUCGGACACGGUGGUGGGAGAAGAGAUCUACGAAAUGUGUGACGAUGCUGGCUUCCUGCGAAAGGAGUUCCCGUACAGCUACCGUGCUGCCGAGUUCGGGCAGGACUCGUCGACAGGAAAGUGGGUUCGCCGUUUCAAGUCGAGUGACUCGUCUCCAGAACGUGUGAAGGAAUUCUCGGGCUGA